This is a messenger RNA of Hypoxylon fragiforme, 2433 nucleotides long. RefSeq lists its product as uncharacterized. The coding region runs from base 155 to 2404 and encodes 749 amino acids. The record is from RefSeq and is a predicted model, not a curated record. Lineage: Eukaryota; Fungi; Ascomycota; Sordariomycetes; Xylariales; Hypoxylaceae. The transcript has a single exon.
AGAUUCUUUUUUUUCUACCUCGUUUUUUCUUUUCUUUCCUAACCUCCCCCCCAAGCUCCAAAAGAACAUUUUGGCACUACUGAAAAAGAAAAAAAAGUUUCUUGAGUGAAUACGCAAGCUGGAAUUGCUUUCCCCUCCUCCCUCCUUCGAAGCCAUGGCCUUCACGGCAGUGCACUACCCGACAGACAAAGAUCAGGGCCAACUCCCUUAUUGGCCCGACGGCGAGGAGCUAGGGGUGGCAAGCGAUAAUUUCUUUGACCAAUUCGUCACCUUUGACACCACAGACCCCGCGCUGUUGGGUGGCGGCGAGCUACUCGAUGACCCCCCUAGCCCAUCCAUCCUGCUCGAUUCUCUCAAUGGCAGUGUUACCAACUCCUCGUCCCAUGAUCUGGACACGCAGUCUGGGUCGUCACAAUCUGAAGUGACAGCUACGACUGCUGCUUCACUGGAUAUAGCUACUUUCUUUCCGUCUCAAGCUCCGACUUCAGACCAAAGUAAGUCUGUUCCGGUAGAGCUCACCGUUCCCCUAAUAGCAGACCCUGUCCUGAGUGGCGGCUCGAUCUCGGAUUCGGAACUACUUCGCUUAGAAGGGAUAUCUUUGAAAUCACCAAAAUUAAACGCCACGGCCCCGUCAAGCCCACCCUUUCAAAGCACAGCAUCCCCGAGUCCCCGCAAGCACAAUCGUGUUCUAGACUCCAUCUAUGCCACCAUCCGCCGGGCCACACAUCGGUCAAAGCCGAACAAAUCAUCUCAAGGCCUUACCCGAGCAGUGACCAACGGGUCGGCAUCGUUGGCAGAUUUGUUCAAGCGAGAAGAAGCAAGCACAUGUCACGAGCUACCAGACAGCUUGAACAUGACCGGGUUCCCGGACAUCAAGUUGGAGGAUGCGGGAGAUUCCCUCAAUCUCGAAGGCCUACCUCUGUCCCCGCCACUGACAGGCAAGAUACCCUCUGACCAGCAGGGGAACGACAUCUUGAAUUUGAUAAACGGAAAUUUUGAUGAUCCGUUCUGCGAUGACUUCCUGGCCUCGCCAGCGGUAAUCCACCCUGCCAUGGCGAAGGGCCACGAACUCAACCUCGACACCCCGAUGGACACGCCCGCACUCACCGACGACCCGUUCUACACACAUGGCCUAGGGUUAGUAGACUCGGCGAACGAACACGUGUAUCGCUCGCAGCCGAAGCAGCGGAGCACCAGUUCGGCUGAGUGGCCGAUGGAAGGGAUUCUCACCAACGACAGCCACGCCAACGACGUUGACAUCUGCUGGUCUGCAUCCACGCCUCCCGGCUCAGGAGUGGCAGCGGGAUAUAUGCCCGACGGAGGAAACCCGAUGGCAGGACCCGGGUGGUGGGAUACCCCGCGCCACCACCAGCACCAGCAACAGCCGAGCGGCCAUCGCAACCAUCGCAGCCAGACUGCCUACCCCCAGCACCAUCAACAACAAAACCAAAACCAUCACCAGCACCACAGCGACCUACCCUACGACUACCCACACCCACACCCACCCCCCCAUCCCCACCACAGCGGCAGCGGAAGCAGCAGCGGAAGCAGCAACCCCGACCUCACCGGCCUCAUGAUCCACAUGCCCCAACCCCGCACGCCCCAAGCCGCCGUGCUGAGCUCAAGCAACAGCAUCGACGACCCGGGGUACUACGGCCCCCCUGCACCCCCCAACCCAACCCCGCGCCACGCGUCGUCGUCGUCGUCGCUGUCGCGCCAGUACCACAGAACGCCGCACACAGACCACCACCACCGCCGCCACCGCCCGCGCGCCCCGUCGUCGGGCGCGCGGCACUACGGCGCGCCCAUGAGCUCGCCGCGGAAGAUUUCGGCGUCGUCGUCGGCGUCGUCGGCGUCUGCCGCGGGAAACGCACCGGCGCCUGGCGCGGGCGCGAUGUGCUACGCGCUGCGCGAAGAGAGCGCUUCGCCGUCGCCGAUGGGGAUCGGGGUGGGGAUCGGGAUGUCUUUCCCCUCCACCCCCGGCCCGGCCGGCAACAACAACAACGACGUCGGGCGGCCGCGGCACCGGGCCUCGUCGUCGUCUCUCGCGGUGCGGAAGCGGCGGUCGUGGAGUCGGCGGGGCGAGCAACAGCAACAGCAGCAACAACAGCAACAGUCGCCAAUGGGCAAAGGUGUUUCGCGGGCGACGAGCUACGAGAACAUGCUCGGGGGCGGGGGCGGGGGUUUCGCGAUCGAGUUCUGCAACUACACGCCGAGCGACAAGAAGGUGCUGAUGAACGGGGUGGCGCCGAGCGGGUCGAGCAAGACGAAGGCGAGGCGGGAGAGGGAGGCGAUGGAGCACAAGCGCAAGAUGAGCGAGGCGUACAUGCAGGCGAUCCGCGCGGCGGGCGGGGACGUGGAGAAGUUGAGGCAGAAUGGGUUUUUUGGGGGUGGGGGGGAGUGAUAAUGGCAGGGAGGGAGGGGGAAUAAAAU